AUGGGUGAGUCGGGAAAGGUGCCCCCGGACGCCCCUGCUUCUUGGCUCCAGAGUCUGUCUCCAUACAGAAUUACCUUCACGCGCUCCGGGCCUUCAAGGAGUCAGGAGGGAGGGGGAGGGGAAGGGGAAGGGGGAGGGGCAGGCAGGGAGGGCCUCGCAGAGAAGGGGCCAGCAAUCCGGCGGAGGGGAGGCACGCCGGGUUCAGGUCUGCGGCCGGCCGUCGGCUCUGUGGGCACCUCUGUGGGCAGCGGCAAGCAGGAGGAGGGUGCCGAUGAACCAGGCUCUGGGGCUCAGCGGUCCCCUCCCCCCACCAGCCAGAAGGAAGCCCAGGCCAUCGACCAGGAACUCUUCGAGGAGUACAAGUUCAGCGUGGACCAGCUGAUGGAGCUGGCGGGGCUCAGCUGCGCCACGGCCAUUGCCAAGGCGUACCCAAGCAGCAGCUUCACCAUCAGCCAGCCAGCGGUCCUGAUUGUGUGCGGCCCUGGGAACAACGGCGGAGAUGGACUAGUUUGUGCCCGUCAUCUGAAAAUGUUUGGCUACGAGCCAACCCUGUAUUAUCCCAAACGCCCCAAUAAGCCGCUUUUUGAAGGUUUAACUACCCAGUGCAAGAAGAUGGACAUCCCGUUCCUUGUGGAGUUUCCAUCCGAAGCUGCCCUCAUCGACGCAGUCUACGGCCUGGUGGUGGAUGCCAUUUUUGGAUUCAGCUUCCAGGGAGCUGUGAGGGAGCCAUUCGCUGCAAUCCUGGGCACUUUGGAGAAGGUCACCAUCCCAGUUGUCAGCAUCGAUAUUCCUUCUGGCUGGGAUGUGGAGAAGGGGAACCCUGACGGGCUGCAGCCGGACAUGCUGAUCUCGCUCACUGCGCCGAAGAAGGCAGCCCGGCAGUUCCAGGGGCGCUACCAUUUCCUCGGGGGCAGGUUUGUGCCCGAGGCCCUGCAGAAGAAGUACGCGCUCAACCUGCCGGCGUACCCAGAGACGGACUGCGUCCUGCGCCUCUCCUAGGACCAGGCCCAGCCCAGCGGGGUGCAGCAGGCUCGGGGGAGACUCUGAGGCCCACCUGCUGGAGGUGAAGUUGGGGGGGGGCUGGUGCAGCCCAGAGGUCCUGUGGGGCCACAUUCCAAUGCCCCCCAGGAGGACAGCGCAGAUCUUGCUCUCAGGGCCAGUGAGAGGGCUUGCUUAAUUUGAUUGCAUUUCAAAUCCAUGCAAGCAAGAAGCUCUUGUUAGUCUCUAAAAGAGCUUAUACAAAUUGGGUGUUUGCUUUCCUUGAAUAAAGAUGUGCUGGGGGGAGAGCUUGCUCCAUCAUUUACAAAAUCAA
Messenger RNA from Python bivittatus (Burmese python), 1312 nucleotides. NCBI's taxonomy places the organism in Eukaryota, Metazoa, Chordata, Lepidosauria, Squamata, Pythonidae. The record is from RefSeq and is a predicted model, not a curated record.